This is a messenger RNA of Xenopus laevis (African clawed frog), 1855 nucleotides long. It is a transcript of the gene rhd.S, whose product is annotated as Rh blood group D antigen S homeolog. NCBI's taxonomy places the organism in Eukaryota, Metazoa, Chordata, Amphibia, Anura, Pipidae. The transcript is spliced from 10 exons. Gene Ontology annotation, cellular component: membrane; plasma membrane. The record is from RefSeq and is a predicted model, not a curated record. Gene Ontology annotation, molecular function: ammonium channel activity. Gene Ontology annotation, biological process: ammonium transmembrane transport; ammonium homeostasis. Bases 370 to 1614 code for a protein of 414 amino acids.
UGGACGUGCGUCUUUUUUCAACCUAACUUAUUAUGUUGCUAUGUUACUAAGUUACAUGGCUUUUUGCUGGUCCUGUGAUAUAUGAAAUGAUAUAUGAAUUCCUCUGCAAAAACAAUUCUGUAUGACCUCCUGAAAGAGAAGGAACUAAACAGCAUAGAAUAGUCAUUCCACUUAUUCUGUGUUUUGGAAGCUAUGCAGCUAGACAAUCCUCAGAAGCCAAACAUGUUGUGCCGAUAGUGGUACAGGCGUGUAAGAGAUAAGGGAGUUUAACAUUUGGUUAACACCCUUUAAAAGUUUUGCUAAUGUGCUCUUAACUUUGUUAAGGUAUUAAGAGAAGUCUGUUCAUUUUUGAUGAAAGCUACUUGAAAAAUGCCACCAAGAUACACUACCAGUUUGAGAGGACGUCUCCCUUGGGCAAUCCUUUUCUUGCAAACCACUUUUAUAUUUAUAUUUUUGCAUUGUUUUCAGUACGACUACACAGCAGAUGCCAAAUAUCUCCAGACAUAUCCAGCUUUGCAAGAUGUCAAUGUUAUCAUUAUACUUGGAUUUGGCUUUCUCUUUGGGUCUUUGAAGAAAUUUGUUUUUAGUGGAGUCGCAUUCAACUUUCUCAUCACGACCCUUGGAAUUCAGUGGGCAAUCAUUGUGGAUUCUUUUCUCUUUCAAAGUACAAAGCCAUCCGUUGAUUUACUCAGAUUGUGCAAAGGUUUGAUGGAUGUGGUGCCAGUUCUUAUCUCAUCUGGGGUUGUUCUUGGAAAGGUGAAUCCAGUGCAGCUAAUAGUCAUGGCAGCCAUUGAAGUGCCAGUGUAUUGUGUAAACAGAUACAUUAUGGAAACUUAUUUGAAGAUGGAAAUCCAAGUGAGCAUGAUGCAUGUUUAUAUCUUUGGUGCAUAUUUUGGAUUGGCGGUGUCAUGGUUGAUUACACCACCUUCAAUUAGUAACAAAGUCAAUAAAGAAAAAGAAAAAUCUGAUGCCAUUUCAGACAUUUUUUCAAUGCUAGGGACACUGUUCAUGUGGAUGUUCUGGCCAUCUUAUAACUCUUUAUGGCUUGAAAAACAUAAUGAAAGGAAGAAUGCCGUUUACAAUACUUAUUUUUCCCUUGCUGUUAGUGCAGUUACAGUAUUUUCAUUAUCAGUGCUUCUUAACCCAAAGGGAAAGCUUCAAAUGAAAAUCAUCCAUAAUGCUGUGUUGGCUGGUGGUGUUGCAAUUGGAUUCACAGCAUACAUGCUUCAGUACCCAUGCAUUGCAAUGAUUAUAGGACUUCUUGCUGGAUUAAUCUCUACACUAUGUUUCCAUUACUUUCAGGGACCAUUGAACACAGUUUCAUUAGUACACGAUACCUGUGGGGUCCAUUACACAUUUGGACUGCCUGGAUUAUUCGGGAGUAUAACCUACGUAGUAUUAAUCGUAACAGCAGAUUUCACAAGCACGGCAAUAUUGGGUUAUCAAGCUAUGGUUGGUGUUGCAUGCAUCUGCUUAACAUUGGCUCUGGGUCUCAUCGGUGGACUUAUUACAGGUUUCCUGUUAAAAUGUAAGUUAUGGAAAGCUCCCAAAGAAUGGCAUUUUUUUCAUGAUCAGCCUUACUGGGAGUUUCCCCAUUUGGCUUCUCAUCUGUAAACAUGACCGAGAAGAAGGUAUACAAGCGCCGAUUCCCAGCUGGAACAGUCAAAAUUAGAAUCCAUUGUUCUUGUACAAAGUCUUAUACCUUAUCUCUCUUGGGUGUGGAAUGUGUUGUUAUAUUUGUGAUAUCUAUUGUGUGAGAUAAAAUAUAACUGUUUUGAUGCAAUGUGGUACUUGUUUCAUACAUAAUCAUCUAAAUAUAUGCCACUUUAUGGUAAUAAACAGUAUUUCUUUUAAA